AUGGACAUGGCCAUCAAGAAUAAGCAAUUUACGCCUGCGCACUGCAAGCGACGGUGGAUAUCUGGAUUAGGCAAUGGAGGAGCGAUGGUAAGGGAAAAUAACAAAGGCAAUGAGUACAAGGAUUGCAUGAUGGAAAAGGUCGACCUCAGUGCGAUAGCAGGUCCCCAAGAUUUCAAAAUUAUUCGAGGUCAAGGCUUCGUGAGUGGAGCCGAUGCGACCGCAGACGGGUAUCGAUCAAAAACGGAGGUUCAGGCGGAGAACGUUAUCGCGUUUGAACGCACGACGGCCGCAAAGGAGGCAGUGCACGAGUACCGCACGCCGCGGCGACAGCGUCGUGCCUGGGAUUCGGCGCCGAAGAAGAUUAUGCGGCGUCCCCGGGGCAAGCAAGGUGGAUGCGUUGACGGCAGAGCACAACGGCAGGAUACUGAGAGAGGUGGGGACUCGAGGACUGCACCCGAUGUCCAUCUUCGUGGACAGCAGCAGCCCCGGUGGAUGAUGGUAAGAGGGUUGUUACAGACGCAGCUUGCGGACGGCGAGGUACAAGGGGAUGUACAGAAGACUGGUGCAGUGCGACUCGGGAAUUCGAUAGGCAGUGGGAUGAUGGGACUCGUGGGUGGCUGGGUGGUGGCAACGAAAUGUAUUCGGGAUUUGAUGUAUCGAUUAACAUUACCGGCGACAUGGGAGGGGUUUGCGCCGGCAGCGGAUUCACAUUUGGGAUAUCAAAGAUGGGUACGCGGGGAAGGACGAGAGGAUAGCGCAUCAGGAACACUAUAUGCAAUCGAAGUCAGGCGGGAGCUUGGAGCCGAUGAAGUGAACGAUGGGAGCGGUUGGGGACAGGAGAUGGGUGGGCAGGAUGUGGGUGCAUACGAGGAAGGCAAGUGGGAGCCGGAUGGUGAAGAACAGGACGAAGGUGCAUACGAGGGGGCAGGGCGUGCGUGGCAAGGACAAGAUAUAGAAGAGAACUCGGGGGUGCCGAGUGCGGCGUAUACGGGGAAGGGGUAA
Molecule: messenger RNA, 1002 nt
Organism: Gloeophyllum trabeum ATCC 11539
Lineage: Eukaryota; Fungi; Basidiomycota; Agaricomycetes; Gloeophyllales; Gloeophyllaceae
Exons: 13
Coding region: 1-1002 (333 amino acids)
Source: RefSeq, a predicted model, not a curated record